GUUUUCAUUAUUGAUUCGUUGACUCAGAAGUACCCAACUUUGAUUAAUCGCAGCCGUCGAUCCGUUCGAUCGGCGAUGGAGAAUUCCGACGUGUUCGGCUCAUCAACGGCGCCGCUUACGUGGCACGAUUUCCUCGAGCGCAUGCGCCAUCCCUCCGCCGCCGAAUUUGUCAAAGCCAUCAAAAGUUUUAUAGUCUCGUUUUUGAACAACGCCCCAGAUGAGGAGAGAGACGGUGCAGCUGUGCAGGAUUUCCUUGGCAAUAUGGAAGUAGCCUUCAGGGCUCACUCCCUUUGGGCUGGAUCUUCAGAGGAGGAAUUGGAGAGUGCAGGUGAAGGGCUGGAGAAGUAUGUUAUGACAAAGCUAUUCACUCGCGUGUUUGCUUCAAUUCCAGAAGAUGUAAAAGCAGACGAGCAGCUUCAUGAGAAGAUGGCUUUGGUUCAACAAUUUAUUCGGCCAGAACAUCUGGAUAUCAAGCCAACAUUUCAGAAUGAAACUUCUUGGCUGCUUGCCCAGAAAGAGCUGCAAAAGAUUAACAUGUACAAGGCGCCGAGGGACAAGCUUGUUUGCAUUCUAAACUGCUGUAAAGUUAUCAGCAACCUCUUGGUCAAUGCCUCCCUUGCAUCUAAAGGAGAUCAUCCAGGAGCCGAUGAGUUUCUCCCAGUUCUCAUUUAUGUCACCAUAAAGGCAAACCCACCUCAGUUACACUCCAACUUAUCAUACAUACAACGGUUCAGACGACAAACGCGCUUGGUAGCAGAAUCAGCUUACUUCUUCACAAACAUGCUUUCUGUGGAGUCUUUUAUCAUGAACAUGGAUUCUAAAGCUCUUUCAAUGGACGAAUCUGAAUUCGAAAACAACAUGGAAUCAGCAAAACAGCUGCUGUUUGGCCUCUCUGAGAACUCAGAUGUUCACAGUCAAGCAGAUCAGAAUUUUGAACCACUUCAGGGGGAAGAAUCCAUGGAGCCAAAACCACUUUUGAGUUCUAGGCGACAUCAAGGUCCUGCUAAUACUAUACGGGAUCAUGUCGAGUCAUCCAAAACCAAAUCAAGGAUCAAUGAGCAAGAUGGAAGUGAUACAUCAUCGUCGCUGAAUAAGAUCCCGUCAAUCUCAGACCUCGAAAAUAGAGGAGCUGGCAUGCUGUUGAAGGAAGACGAGGUAAGCCGUGUCUUUCAAGAUUUCCCUUUCUUGUAUUCCCAGGCUGGUGAUUUGACAGUUGGUGAUGUCGAAGAUCUGCUAGGCAACUAUAAGCAACUAGUGUUCAAGUAUGUUAGCCUUGCUAAAGGAUUAGGUGUGACCAACCCAUCUCCUAGUCCUUCAUUACCAAAUUCUCAACACCAUAACUUAGAGCAGCCUGAAGCUGCAAAGGAACCAGAAAACAUAACAGACCAUGCAAUUGAUAAUACCAAAAAUGACCCUCCUAGUGUAGCCAGUGAGUCGCCCAAAUCAUCGGAUGCUGGGCCGGAAAAUACCGAGCCGAAGAUGCUGGAAAAAACAGCUCCUGCACCUCAAGCGGAGGAAGGAAAUGAAAAUCAGAAUCCUCAAUGAUGACAAUUAUGCAGGUCUGAUCAAUUAUGUAUUAUGCAGUUGGUUCCAACUUUUGUUCAAAGGAGCUACUCUUCUUCCAGUUCUUUUUUUUUUUUUCUCAUAUUUUUGCGUAAAUUAAGAUAUGCUAUAGCUGUGAUUAUUUGUACAAUUUGCUUAGAACUUGCUUGUACUUACAGGAAUAUGGACCAUUGUUAUAAAAGAAUCACAGUCUAUGGUGA
Salvia hispanica is the source of this 1763-nucleotide messenger RNA. Its product is annotated as vacuolar protein sorting-associated protein 9A-like. The record is from RefSeq and is a predicted model, not a curated record. NCBI's taxonomy places the organism in Eukaryota, Viridiplantae, Streptophyta, Magnoliopsida, Lamiales, Lamiaceae. Gene Ontology annotation, biological process: vesicle-mediated transport. Gene Ontology annotation, cellular component: cytosol; endocytic vesicle. Gene Ontology annotation, molecular function: small GTPase binding; guanyl-nucleotide exchange factor activity.